UGGGACAGCUAUUCCUAGUCAGGGUGCUUAUGUACAAGGAGUGCCACUACCUACCUAUCAGUUACCAGCAGGUGGAAGUUGGGUUACACCACAACAUUAUCUACAGAUGCAAGCUCAUGUCCCUCAUAGCCAGAUAGCAGUCAGUCCUGCUUCAAUGGAGCACAGUGCAGCAGUUCAUCAAAAUGCUUUAGCAAACCAGAUGAACCAAAUGCACAUUUCGGCAGGCUCACAGUACGUCACUAGUCCAGUACAGAGCUCAUUCCCUCAAAAUUCCUGGCAAGUYGUACAGCAUUCAGCUGCAGCUGGGGGGCAGGGGCAGCAUCACCAUCCACAGCAUUACGUAGGAAUGGAGGACCCUAGCUCCAUGUUAAGCAGUGACGUUAGUGAUCAUGGCCCUCCCUUAUCGCCUCAGGCAGGGGUACACCAUCAACAAAUGACAUCAGCUGAGCAAGGACUUGAUGACCAACACAUAGCAGCUUAUUCCGCUGCAUAUCAGCAAAGAUGGCAGCUAGACCCAGCUCCAAGAUAAAGACGAUAAAUGAUUUUCCAAUUCUAGAUAAAUGGUUAGUUGUACAAUUGUUCACCGUUGUUUGAAAUGGGUGUUCGUUGGUAUGUGUGUUUGUAUAAGUUUACAUAAUCAUAAUUCCUUAACUAAAUUCCCAGAUGAUCUAAAUUAAUAAGUUAAAUAAUUACUAGUUUAAAUUGACAUUGUUUUUGUACAAUUUUAUCUGAAAUACCCUACUAAUUUGACAUUGAAAUAGUCGAGCGAGCAUACGACAAGUAAGGGAUCGAAUCUUAUGAAUUUACGUUGCAAUGUAAAAGAAUAAAAACAGUUUCGAAAACAGGUUAYAUGAACUCCUUUCCUAAAAUCGUAAUUGCUUAAUUUCACUGCUUUGCUAUUUUACUAAUUUUAAAGAGAUGCUGUUCGUCUCCACGAAGUUUGUUUUUGGCUCAGUUCAUGAAUUUAAAAGAGAUUUGGACAAGAUACCUGUCACAAGAUUCAUUCUCUUACUUGCGAACUUCUUUAGAUAAUUCAUUAAUCAGCAUUAAUAUUCAUAAAUGAUGUCUCGAGUAUCUCAUGUUCCAAAAACGCAAGGUUAUUUUUUGCUAUAAGAGAGAGAUUGAAUUACCAUGAAGAAUUGCAACCUUACUUAAAACUACAGGUAACUUGUGUUCAGCCUCAUUCCCGACACUGUUUUUAGUCUAUAGAAGAAUCUUGACGACUCGCUGGAUAACAGCUAUCUCUGCUUGUGUUUAUUAGUGUGAUGUAAGUGUGCAAUAUAAAGGAAUAUUGGACGCUGACACAGCGAAUUAAUUGGUAUUGCCAUUGCCUAAUCACAAAAGAGUGUAUAAAGUUUUGAGUGUUUUUAUAGCUGUUCAUGAGUUACCUGUAAGUUAUUAAUAAUGUUAAAAAUUCACCGUAUAAACCAUUAGUCCUGACUAACUGUAUCUUUUGCAUAGUGCUGCUCAUCUUUCUACAUGCGUUAUACACAGCUAUUAUAUUUUUCGAAAUUUUUGAAUUACCAAAGACGUAUUUUGAGACCAAACGAAAAACAUAUAUAUAUAUGCAUCAUCCAAUGCAAGCAGGCCAACUAUUUAUCGCAAGUCUACAAGGCUGCUAGAAGCUAAAAACAUACUCUUAAAUAUGAUAUACGUUAUUUAUCUGAAUGGUAAGACGAAUAGUUGGAUUGCCUGUGUUUUGAACAGACCAAAUAUGGUCUAAAAAUCUCAUAUGAUUACGUCACGAUCUAUUUAUAAACCUGUCAUGAAAAUUAUUAAUUUUUUUCUACGAAGGUCUGGGACCUUAUCUUUCCUCUGGAGUUGUCGCAGGCGAUAUUCUAGAGGCUAUUAUUCUGUAUAUAUUCUAUACUCCCCACUAGAAGGCAAAAAUGCCUUUAUUUSAAAUAUUAUGGCUUUUAAAAACGCAUAUCAACUCAUUUAUUCAUGUUGCUGUUUGACGUCAGGAGCCUCUUAGUUAAGGCUGAUAAUGCACUCGCAGGUUUUGACGAUUAUUUGGGCGUAUAGGUGUUCAAUAUGAGUAGUGAGCAACGAGUAGUUUACGACUUAGCAUGGUAGAAUCAUUUUUGCUCCUAUUUACCUCAAACUUUGCCAUAUGAAAUCAGCUUGUAGAAUUUUUACUGAACAAGGAUAUCAGUCAGUUUUUGGUUUCGAGACGUCUCAAAUUUUUUUCCCAAAUUCCCGUUUAGUAAUAAGUUUUCUUAUCAUUUACUCUUUGUAGCAAAAUCUCGAGAAAUAUAGCGUCUUUUUCCAAUUGUUUAUUUGAUGAAGAGAAAGGUAUAUUUUGGUCUAAAAUGGCCGGGGAAAAUAAAUUUUUUGACCAAAAUGAAUCUCUUUUAUUAUCCCACCCCUGCAGCUUAGAUAAAUUGGUCUAAUAUCUGACGUGCAGCUAAAUACGUCGCUCACUUCGCCUGUUGGGCGUGGCAUGCACGUGCAUGUCACGUGUAUUAGUUCGAAUUUAUUUAUAGAUUUUUACUUGAUUUUUUCUGUCGAUGACGGAUGUUCUUUAUAUAACAGUCUGAUAUUCUUGAGCAGAUCACUUAUGUACACAAUAAUAUACAUGGACUGAUAUACAUAGAUACGCUGCCAUGCAGCUCUGAGUAUCGAGACCGAGUCUCGUUUUGUUUUUUGUUUAACCUGUUUUUAUGACGAAAAACUUUGAAAAUUGAGAUGGAUGAUUAUGUAUUUUUUAGAUAAUUUUUAACUUAAAAAUCGAAUACUUUAAGGCGAUUAUGUAAAGAAGUUAGAGUGAUUCACAUUGCCUUAGUGAAGUAAUUAAAUUUCUAGUAAAGUUGGCUUAUGAUCCAUUAUCGGUAGUCCAGCUGAAGUAGAAACAGUAGGAUUACAGUUUUCUUAAAUAUUUUUCCACUAGAGCGAAGUAGAAUCACUCUAAACAGAGUUUAUCUAAUGUUCUUAAAUACCAUAGAUAGACCUGAUCCGUUUUAUCGUAUAAUAAAUGCCUUCUUUCACGAAACAAUUCACUUUUGGGGUCUGCUAUAACGGAAAGGAUCAGCUUUUGCUUUGUGAUCACUGACGCAAACACUGAGAUGUGUACCGUUUAGUUGGGGAAUGUCCAUUGAACGUACAGCUGUUUCGAUUCUGUUCACAAGUAAACGACCCUAAAUGACCGCCAACCAGCUACCACUUAUCAUUGCAGACACCGAUACAAUGACCUUAAAAGUGAAUGGUUCCGUGUGAAGGAGCUCUAGUCGUUCUAAAAAUCGGCCUAAGUUUCGUAYGUGUAAAUUGGCCACGUCGAAGGGUCAGCGAAUGAGUGUGACACGCAGGGGGAGGGUGGGGUGGGCAUCUUGCGUUUUGUUGAUAAAUUGUAGUUGCACUGGAUUUAUAAGAAUGACACCCAGCCAUCUUUUUCAUGCGAGUAGUAUUAUUUCUAUCUCUUAAAUCGACGUUCUAAUAAAACACAGAAAAGAUGUACGAGAUUUUCAGGUKUGUUGACAUUUUUGCAUUCUCGAAGGAAUUGCGAAUUCGAUGUAUCAAAAUCGUCACGAUUUAGUGGCGACGGUACCAAAGUCGCCGGUUGGUUUCAACAAAACUCGUUUUUGAAGCUCACAUCGCUCACACYGAGUCUGACCCUCGUGUGAAAGGAUAUCCUGGGUGACUGUUCUUAGUUUGCUUCUAGAAUAAACCGCUGACGCCAAAAUAAGAUCUUUACGACGAGGAAAAACUAACUUAGCUUAGUUGAAUUAGUUUUUCGUCGCUGUAUAGUAGAUGGGAAACAUGGUCAAGAUACUUYAGUUGUCGUGAAUUUCUUGGUAUUGUAAGAGUAAAGCAAGUAAUGUUAUAUUUGUAGUUGUAGGAUGCUUGUCAAUAAAAUGGACUUCCAUCAG
Exaiptasia diaphana is the source of this 3866-nucleotide messenger RNA. RefSeq lists its product as uncharacterized. The record is from RefSeq and is a predicted model, not a curated record. Lineage: Eukaryota; Metazoa; Cnidaria; Anthozoa; Actiniaria; Aiptasiidae. The coding region runs from base 107 to 529 and encodes 140 amino acids. The transcript has 6 exons.